UUUUUUUUUUUUUUUUUUUUCCUUUUGCUUUCCCCUUUAGAAGUUGUUUCUUUGCGCCGGGAAUAUUGCUCAAUUGGCGACCAUGGAUCCAGUCGAACUCAAGAGCAUCGGUCAUGCCUCGCGGGAGGUGGAUGGAGGAAACUCAAGGAAGGACCGCGAUGCGGCCCAUCUCGCGCGGGUUGGAAAGCGUGCUGUACUGGGACGAAAUUUCGGUCUGAUGUCCAUUCUGGGUUUCAGCUGUACCAUUUUGUGUACCUGGGAAGCAAUCUUUCCAUCCUUCUUGCAAGCGUUUCAGAAUGGUGGUCCAGCCGGUGCAGUUUACGGCUAUAUCCUCGUCUGGAUCGGAACCGCGGGGAAUUUUCUGGUUUUGUCGGAGUUGGUUUCUAUGGCUCCGACCUCGGGCGGACAGUAUCACUGGUGCUCCAUGUUAGCGCCUCGCAGGUUCAUGAAACUUUCCAGCUACGUUACAGGGUGGAUGGCUGUUGUCGGAUGGCAGGCCACUUUUGCUUCUCUCUGUUACAUCGAUGGCACUUUGAUACAGGCAGCGGUAAUCUUGACGCAUAGCGAGUAUGUUCCAAAGAAGUGGCACACAUUACUCAUGUCUUGGGCCGUGCUUUGCUUUGCGCUCUUCGUCAACUCGGUUGGUAGAAAAGUGCUGCCGAAGUUCGAGGGUUUCGUUCUGAUUCUGCAUAUCGUCGGUUUCUUUGCCAUCUUGAUUCCGAUGGUCUAUCUCGGCGAUCACAAUUCAAAUGAGUGGGUCUUUAAGACUUGGAACAAUUACGGGAACUGGAGUACGCAGGGACUCUCUUUCUUCGUUGGUCUUCUGGGCCCGGUCGCUACCUUUGCAGGAGGUGAUGCCGCUAUUCACAUGGUCGAAGAGAUCGAGAACGCUACCAAACUAGUGCCCUGGUCCAUAAUGCUGAGCGUUCUGAUCAACGGCUCGCUGGGAUUCGGAAUGCUACUCGCCGCCUUGUACUGUGUCAGUGAUGUCGAAGCGGCCAUAAAUUCCGCCACUGGGUACCCCUUCGUUGAGAUUCUUCUCCAAGCCACAGGCUCCGUCAGCGGAACGGCUGUUCUACUUGCUGUCUCUAUCAUUCUUAAUAUCAGUGCCUGUACUGGUAUGCUGGCAGCUAGCUCCCGCCAGUUCUGGUCCUUCUCGCGUGACCGUGCUAUUCCCGGUUGGCGCAUUUGGAGUUACGUGUCAAAGAAGAAUCUCAUUCCUAUCUACUCCGUCGCCAUAACGUGCGUUAUUUCGGCGGUCCUCAAUUUGAUCCCACUUGGGUCCGCUGUUGCCUUCAACGAUCUGCUUGCCAUGUCCGUUACUGGUCUGUUCCUUUCGUACAUCAUCUGCACUGCCCAGCUCCUGUACCGCCGGAUCCGAGGCGAAGUCGGCCAGGCUACUGGCGGCGAUGAGGUCGUCAACACUGCUGGCGCUAAGUUGGUCUGGGGUCCCUUCUACAUCCCAGGUACCUUGGGCAUUAUCAACAACGCUUGGGCGCUUAUCUACAUGGUUGUCAUCGUAUUCUUCAGUUUCUGGCCGCCGGCCACACCAGUCACCGUUGAGACGAUGAACUUCAGUGUCGUUGGAACGAUGGGAACACUGAUUCUGAGUCUGUGCUACUACCUGGUGCGUGCCAGGAAAGUGUAUGAAGGCCCGAUCAUCGAAGUCCAGAAGAAUUGGUAGGCGUACUUUUCUCUGGAACGUUUAUUAUUUCGCACGCUUAUUGAUUGAUAUUAUUAUACUGCGUUCAUAUCUUUUAAAUCUGGCGGCAUUAAUCUGUCACAUUUCUGCCUAACAGUACUGUCCUCCAUUACAAGAUAAUUAUGUAGCUUAGAAUUUUUAUAAUAUUUAUACAAGAUAUAAUUAGUUUUUUC
Aspergillus alliaceus is the source of this 1875-nucleotide messenger RNA. Its product is annotated as choline transport protein. Gene Ontology annotation, biological process: transmembrane transport. Gene Ontology annotation, molecular function: transmembrane transporter activity. The record is from RefSeq and is a predicted model, not a curated record. Bases 83 to 1684 code for a protein of 533 amino acids. Lineage: Eukaryota; Fungi; Ascomycota; Eurotiomycetes; Eurotiales; Aspergillaceae. The transcript has 7 exons. Gene Ontology annotation, cellular component: membrane.